Gymnodraco acuticeps is the source of this 822-nucleotide messenger RNA. RefSeq names its product egl nine homolog 3-like. The coding region runs from base 196 to 822 and encodes 208 amino acids. Gene Ontology annotation, biological process: peptidyl-proline hydroxylation to 4-hydroxy-L-proline; cellular response to hypoxia. Gene Ontology annotation, molecular function: L-ascorbic acid binding; peptidyl-proline 4-dioxygenase activity; ferrous iron binding. Lineage: Eukaryota; Metazoa; Chordata; Actinopteri; Perciformes; Bathydraconidae. The record is from RefSeq and is a predicted model, not a curated record. Gene Ontology annotation, cellular component: nucleus; cytoplasm. The transcript is spliced from 3 exons.
AACAGUCAGUGAUCUCUCAUCUCUUUUAAUGUAGGUCUCUGCUGCCAAUGAAACAUCUCAAACUCCCUCUCUGACCUUUUAAUACUCUUUCUGUGACACGUUUCACAUAAAAUCAAAGUUAUUCUGCUGUGAAAUAUAAUUUUUGACAGUAACACUUUCCCAGAAUCUGACUUUAUUUUAUAUUUUUGAUGCAAAAUGCCUUUCAUUGAGCACGUUUCUGACGCAGAUCUGGAGCGCUUGGCUCUGGAGCAGGUCGUCCCGGCGCUGCAGGACUUUGGUUUCUGUUAUUUGGACGGGGUCCUGGGGGAAGUGGCCGGGGGGGCGGUGCUCCAGCAGGUGAUCGAUAUGCACCGGGCCGGGGUGCUGCAGGACGGCCUGCUGGUAGGCUCUGUUCCCGGGGUGCACCGGAGCAGUAUCCGCGGGGAUAAGAUCGCCUGGGUGAGCGGGGCGGAGCGCGGCUGCGAGGCGAUCAACUUCCUGCUCAACAUGAUCGAUAAGAUGAUCUCUGUGUGCGCGAGCCGGCUGGAGAGCAAGAAGAUCCGCGAGAGGUCCAAGGCGAUGGUUGCUGCUGUUACCCUGGAAACGGGGCAGGCAGGUUACGUGAAACACGUUGAUAACCCGAACUCUGACGGCCGCUGCAUCACCUGCAUCUACUACCUCAACAAGGACUGGAGCGCCAAGGAGCACGGAGGCAUCCUCAGGAUCUUUCCGGAGGGGAUGUCCUUCGUGGCCGACAUCGAGCCGCUGUUCGACCGGCUGCUCUUCUUCUGGUCCGACCGCAGGAACCCCCACGAGGUGCAGCCCUCCUUCAAUACCAGGUAA